GGUUUCGUAGUAUUUUUAUAUUACUGUUAUUAAAGGAUACAUAGAAAAAAAUGUCUGGAAAACUUCGUUUGUAUAAGGAAAAGCUGGAGGGCUAUAAUCACUUCUACUCCAUCGUAAGAACAAUUAAAAUGGUCACAAUGGCGAAGUUCCGUCAGCUUCAGACCCGCAUGAAGACGCGUGAUUACACAUUGCGUUAUACAGAGAAGGCCUUCAGCACUGCCAGUACUACGGCGCAUGAAGCCGCUGUAAAGACUAAAAGCAAACAGGCUUGCAUUCCCGUCAUGACGAAUAGAGGUUCCUGUGGUGCUCUUAAUAGCAAUGUGCUAAAAACUAUUGACUUAAUGUCGGACGGCAAAAUGGUACUAAUGCCUUUGGGAAAAAAAGGUAUUGAGACUUUGUCGAAACUAUACCCCGAUACAUUCGGUUAUGGCAUUAUAAAUGAUAUGAAAGAGCCUAUGCAUUUUGCGUAUGCGAGCUAUGUAUGGGAAAACGUGAAUGCUCUUUGUCCUGAUGCUGAUGGUUUUCGAGUGAUUUUUCAUCGCUGCAUCUCGUCUGGUUUACAGCGUCAGUGCUGUUACACUAUUCCGUGUUAUGAUAAAUGGAAAACGGACCUCGUCGAUGCUUCCAGUUCAGAGAAUCAAAAGCAUCGUUAUCUUUUUGCUAAUGCACUUCUCAACGAAGAUGAGGAACUAAUGCGUGAUUUUUACGAUUUUCAUGCCAGCCUUGCUAUUUUGAAUGCUGUUUGUGAAAACGAGCUUUCCGAGCAGGCUGCACGCCUUGUUGCUGUUGAGGGUCAGCUUUCCAACAUCACCACUCUCCAGCAGCUGACAAGCUCGUUAUAUAACAAAACGCGACAGUCCAGCAUCACCUCCUCACUCAUCGAGAUUAUUUCAGCAAUGACCUCACUGGAGAGCAACUCGGCGAAAGGUGUUCAGCGCACGAAUUUCUGGGAGAAUACUAGUAAGAAGUAAGUAAAAUAGCAUAUCGUCGAUGCAUUCUCGUGGAAAACACUUAGUUUAGCAUUUUAGUUUCUUCUAGGAAGUGUACAAGGAAUAUCGAAACAUGUGGGAGUUUUCUUCUCUUCGAUUUU
Phytomonas sp. EM1 is the source of this 1090-nucleotide messenger RNA. The record is from the annotation of a GenBank genome assembly. NCBI's taxonomy places the organism in Eukaryota, Euglenozoa, Kinetoplastea, Trypanosomatida, Trypanosomatidae.